This is a messenger RNA of Grammomys surdaster, 818 nucleotides long. Its product is annotated as EKC/KEOPS complex subunit LAGE3-like. Gene Ontology annotation, cellular component: EKC/KEOPS complex. NCBI's taxonomy places the organism in Eukaryota, Metazoa, Chordata, Mammalia, Rodentia, Muridae. The transcript is spliced from 3 exons. The record is from RefSeq and is a predicted model, not a curated record. Bases 44 to 664 code for a protein of 206 amino acids.
GUAGUAUUACAGGGGAACUCUGGGUGGAUAAGUCCACUUAACCAUGCAGGAUCCCAGUGGGGACAAAGUUUGUAGAGCAGGUGGUGAAGAAGAAGGGGAGGAUGGACAGCACACAUCCAGAGUUCGUGAUACUGAAACAAGCUCACAUCGAUCUGAAGCAAGCUUACAUCAUUCUGAAACAGAGAAUAACCGUGAUAACUCUCCACAUGUAAAUCAUGCCCAAGAUUUUGGUAGCCAGGCUGCCCCAGGUAGCCUCGACGCAAGGAACCCGUUAGAGGCAAGAGUGGUGGUGGAAGAAGCAGCCAUAGCUCCUCAGGGUGAACAGGCACCAAUUAUACUGGGACCCGGUGGAGAUACUGCAACAACAGCUGGAAGUCGACUCUUGGAGUUUUCUGUAACAGUGCCGUUCCGGACCGCUGUGGAGGCAAACAUUGCAUGCAGAACCCUGGCCUCAAAUGUCCAGCACCAGCAAGUGAUGGUUCAGCAGGAGUUCACUGUGAAUGACACUAUUCUCACUGUUAGGUGGACCACUGAAGAUCCUGUUCUCUUCCGAACAUCCAUCAAUGCCUUCCUUGACCAACUUUCCCUUGUGAUGAGGACAAUCCCACGCCCAGUGUUUAUGGCUGUUGUCAAACAAGGAAGAGGAAGAAAUAAUGAACUCUAAUAUGUUACCACCCACAACACAAGGCAAAGGCAUUUCAUGAUUUGGGAAACUGUCCCUUUGCCUUCAUAUUCACUGUUUUGAUUCUAUCACACUGUAUCUAUCAGUCAGUGUUACUGGAGGAGUGAAUAUUGAAAGUCAGAUAAUGAAAAUAACA